This is a messenger RNA of Parasteatoda tepidariorum (common house spider), 4021 nucleotides long. Its product is annotated as pituitary tumor-transforming gene 1 protein-interacting protein. Lineage: Eukaryota; Metazoa; Arthropoda; Arachnida; Araneae; Theridiidae. The record is from RefSeq and is a predicted model, not a curated record. Gene Ontology annotation, cellular component: cytoplasm; nucleus. Gene Ontology annotation, biological process: protein import into nucleus.
CAGUGAUCGUCGUCACUCGCCUACUUUUAAUGCUGGAAAUAAUCGUUGUACGGAAGUGAAUGCAACUGCUUAAACAAUCAUAUGAUUGCAUUGCAUAUUUUGUUUUUAUUUGUGUUCUGUUUUUGUUUUGUUUCUUGCGAAAGUGGAGCACAUUGAGAACAGUGUUUGGCCUAGACAUUUCAUAAUUUUUUUUCCAGAUACAUAACAUAUUUUCAAAAUGAAUAAGUAUCCUCAAAUUUUCUCUCUUAUUUGUAACAUUUGCCUUCUUGCAUCCUUUGCUUAUGGUGAAACGACUGAACCUGAAGUAAACGCUACUUCUGUCACAGAAGAACCAUUUCCGUCUACAACAACAAUAGCGAGCAAUAUUACUUGUGAAAACCAUAACAAUGACUGUAAAGCAUGUGUAGCUUACUCUGAGUGUUUUUAUUGUGGAACCGAUAAUAUAUGUCGGAGAAAGAUAACAGAUGCUAUCACUGGUGAUGAAUGUAGUUUGAAAGAAAUCCACUAUUUAACAUGCAGAGUGAAUUUCCAGUAUAUGUUGAUUGGAAUUGGCAUUUUGAUUCUGGUAGCCUUUUUAAUUAUUACAAUAUUUUGUUGCAUUUGCUGCUGUAGAAGAAAAGGCUUAAAAAUAUCUAAGGCUGAUUUGAAAUGGGCUCGCCAGCGAGAAGAGCGUAAACAAAUACAAAUGGAAAGGAGACAAGAGAGGGCAGAACGCACUGAAGAAAUCCGUAAAAAAUAUGGUCUAGUAAAAGGAUCAAACCCGUACCAAAAAUUUGAUGCCUAAGUGGUUCUUGUAUUUUUAAAGUUUCUUACUGUGAAAUGCAAAUGUGAUGACUAAGAAUUCUUUGAAGUAUUUAUCUUCCAGUUCACUAUGCUAUUUCUUCCAUAUACUCUCUAGCGUAAAAUAUUAACAGUAUUAAUGAUGGUAUAUGCUUGUAAAACAUCACAUCUCUCGUAUUUACCAUCAAAAUAUGUAUUUUUUAAUAUGAUAUACAGUAUUUUUUAGACUGUUUUAAUAUAUUACUCAAGAUAUGUUUAUUACAACUAGUUAGUUUUUGUAAUUUUUGCUACAUUCACAUGUGAUAACUAUAUUAUAGAGGGACAAAUUAGGCGUUGCUUUCAAAUAUAUUUAUUUACUGUAAUGUAUCUUUAAUUAUUAUGUGACUUUUUUAAGUUGCAAAUGUUUUCAAAUUGUGUAUAAAGUCUCAUCCUAAUUAUCUUAAUUAUUUACUUGAACAAUCUUAAUUAUUUACAUAAACAUAUCAAGAUUGUGUAGUAAUUUCGAAAGAUAUCUUACUUUGAUGCUUAGUUAUGUACAUGAUUCUUAACUGUUUAUAAAAAAAUUAUGUUGGUUAUUAUUUUGUUAUUUUAAUUACAAGUAGGAAAUUUUCUCUUUAAUAUUAAUUAAAAAAAUAUUUCAAGAUCAUAAAGUUUUUUAAAAUAAAAGUUACACUUGUUAAUUAUUUCUUUAUAGUUAAAAAAUAUAUUUUGAUUUUAAAUUAAGUUAGCUUAAUAGUUUUUGAACUUUAAAAUUGAGCUUUUCAUCAUAUCAGAGCAGUUUGUUGGAGUUAGUGCAUAAAAUAUGAAUAGCUACAUUUCAUUGUUUCGCUUAUACAAAACAAUAAUGCAAAAAAAAAAUUUGAUUUCUUCCAAAAUACAUCAAAUGUGAAUAAUUUUAACAUGUUUCAGUCAAGUGAUUGAUUUGUUUUUAUUUAAUUUUAAAAUCAUUAAAUGUAUAAUUAUUAACAAACUAUAUAUUAUUCUAAAAUUAAACUAUUGGGAUGUCUUAGGGGUCAAAGUGAAUUUAUGCUAAGAAAUAGUAGUUAAGAACAAAUUAUUUUGGUUUUCUUUAUCAUUCUUUCCUUAAACAUUUUAAUUUGAUUAUAAUGUUAAUAUAUUUAUGACAGAUAUAUAAACUGAUAAUAAUGUUGAUAGAUCCGUAUUUAACAGAAAAAUUCUGAUAAUUUUUAUAAACUACUUGUCAAUUUUCAAUAGCUUUCAUAGGUAGUAUUUCUUUGAAUUUUCUAUAUGCAUCAAAUGAACAAAUUUUUCUGUGAUAUUUUUCAUUGAAAACAUGUUUUAGAUAGUUAAUUAAUAUAAAUGUAAACUGUGCAACUUGAUAACAAUAUAUUUAUUAUGUAAAAUGAUAUUAUUUUGGUAACGACUGCAUAUACACCAAACUAUUUAAGGCUGUGUUUCUUUUAUUUUCAGGUUUUAAGAAUGAUGUGUCAUUAUUUUUUAAUUAUUGAAAAAAGUUAAAAACAGUAUCUGUAAUGAUUGAAAAAUGGAUUGAUAUCUAAACAUAAGUAUUAAUUAAAAUUAAUCGUAUUUUUAAUAUUCUGAAAUACUUUUAAUGCAAUUAAAAUAAUAAAAAUGCAAAUUUAUUAUUAAUGUAGAGCUUAGUUGAUGGUGACCUUUAAAAUUGAUAUUCGAAAUUAGUAUUGAAAGCUGACUUUUUGUUUUUAAUUCUGCUUUUUCUUUGCCUGAUUCAUUCCACUGUGAAUAAAAAAUAUAUGGAGAGAUUAUAAAUAUGUUCAUGUCGCUGAAAUCUUAUUGUUCAGUAAGUUGUAGAGAAUUGCCCUAAAUAUGUAUGUGUGUAUAUUUGAUUGUGUGUAUGUAUAUUUGUGUGUGUGUAUAUAUAUAUAUAUAUUUAUAAAUCAAUCAUCCUUUGAAGUAUUUUUUUUUGGAAAAUCUGUAACAAAAAGAGCUAUUCUUUUUUAAAAUAUAAAAUCAAAACAAAAUUUGAAUUUUUAUUCUUAUAAAUUUUUAAAAAAUCUGAAAUUAAUUGAACUCUAGUUAACAUGUUUAGCCAUAAUUUUUUUUUCUUUUUAUACUUGUGUGUUGUUUUUUUAAUUCCUUUGUAAUGCACAAUAUAUUUUCUCUCACAUUAGAUAUUUAGGUACAAAAUCGGCUGAAUUUUUUUUGGUGAUAAUACUUCUAAGCCUAACUUAUUUGAAAAUUACCCAUUGCAACAGAAUUUAGCGUGCCCCUAUUUGUUGUUGUAAGUUGUAUCAAAUGCUGAAAACAUAAUAAGUUUCUGCUGAAAACUUUUUAUGCAUUACAGUUUCAGAGAUAACUCUGAUGCAUAAAAAGGUUUUAACAAAUGAAGAAAUAAACUGUCAAAAUUUAAAUUGUGUAGCAGAUAAUAAUCAAAUUAAAAUUAUUCUUACACCCAAGACUUCAUUGGAUCACACCAGGAAACAACUGAUAUAUGUAAAAAGAAGUAAAAUAUAUUUUCUUUCCCCCUUUUUUUCUCAAAGUUAAUUUUUUAUGUGUAAUCUUAAAUUGUAUUGGGUAUGAAUUUGGUUUGAUGUAAGAUAAGUGCAAUUCAUUUAAAGUGAACAAAUGUUUUAUUUUUCAGCUUAAUGCAAAAUUUUGGUUUUAAGUUCUUAAGUAAUUUUUUCAAGUAUUGAUUUUAAAAUAUUUUAAGUGUUAGGUGUUUAAAUUUUCUGCAGUAAACACAAUUCUUUUAAGUGUACUUUGUCUCCGCAAAUCGAUUUAAAAUCAAUUAAUUUAUGUGCAGUUUGAUUCAAGUUUCUUGAAGUUAAAUUUUUUUUGUUUAAUAUCUAUUUAGAAUGAUUAAAUUAUGUAGAUUGCGUUAUAUUUAUAUGAAUACAUUAUUUUUUUGAUUGAUUUGACUAGAAUAAUAUUAGCUUUCUGAAUCAGGCUCUAAGUAAGCCUACAUUAAUUAUAUGUAUUGUAAAUAUUGUAUAAUUUCUAUUCUCUAAUAAUACCAUUGCACAUUGAUGUGUAAAUAUUCAUACUUGUCUUGUGUUUCUAAUUUUCUGUUUUCAUUUGAGAGGUUAAAAGUGAGGUAUGUUCUAAAUCAUUGUUAUUAUAAAUUUUUUUUUGUAAUUAAAUAAAAUAUUUUGCUUUCUUUACUUAAUUUUUUGCGUCAAUAAUGCAUAUAUUAUUUAGUAAUGUGUCAUGUAGUUGAAAGGUAUGACAUGUUGUUUUUAGAAAUAACAUGAAGUGUAUUUUUCCACAAAUGUGUAAAAAUAAAUAAAAUAUAUGUGGGCAU